This is a messenger RNA of Botrytis porri, 894 nucleotides long. RefSeq lists its product as uncharacterized. The record is from RefSeq and is a predicted model, not a curated record. NCBI's taxonomy places the organism in Eukaryota, Fungi, Ascomycota, Leotiomycetes, Helotiales, Sclerotiniaceae. Gene Ontology annotation, cellular component: membrane. Bases 1 to 894 code for a protein of 297 amino acids. The transcript has 5 exons.
AUGGAGAACGGCAAGCCUAUCGAAAAUAGUCUCUACUUCUAUGCGCCUAGCAAGGUAGCACCCGCUGUAUUUGCAGUUUUGAUAGCGAUGUCUAUGGUUACUCAUGGUUAUCAAUGCUAUCGUUACAAAUGCUGGAAAGUCACUGGACCACUUCCAUGGUGCGGAUGUAUAUAUCUUGCCGGUUUCAUCCUUCGAGAAAUCGGUGCUUUCAACUACAGCAAUCUCGAUAUAUAUGUCGCGAGUAUCGUUCUGCUUUACGCUGCACUACCCAUCUACGAACUAGUAAACUACUUCAUUCUCACCCGUAUUCUCUACUACGUCCCUUACCACUCUCCUCUCCAUCCCGGCCGCGUCCUCACAACUUUCGGCGCCAUAUCCGCCGUUGUCGAAGCUCUCAACGCUAACGGUGCUGCCCGUAUCGCCAACUCAUCUCUUUCCGAAGAUGCGCAAGAAACCGGUCGAUCUCUUCUCAAAGCCACUUUAUGUCUUCAACUCGGUACAUUGGGAGCAUUCAUCUUCCUCGCUGCUUAUUUCCACUUGAAAUGUCGCAAAUAUUCGCUUUUACCGAGUAAUUUGAAUAAUGUGUUAAUCACACUCUAUAUAUCGAGUGCGUUGAUUGGAACAAGAACAAUAUAUCGCACGGUGGAAUACUUCAGUAUCGCAGAUUUGCAUCUCGAGUCUGGGAUAGAAGUUCUUGAUAUCAGUCCGAUUAUUCGGCUGGAGACAUCCGAUGAGUUUUUGCCGAGGAAUAAUAAGAUCUAUUUAGGAAGAGAUGGAGUGACUGAAUUAGAGGGAAUGGGAGAUCAGGAUGAGAGGAAAUGGUGGGUUACAGUUAUUGAUCCGUUUGAUGUUUACGGAAUUUGGAAGGGGAGGAAUUUGGAUAGAGAGUUUUGA